Pogona vitticeps (central bearded dragon) is the source of this 1806-nucleotide messenger RNA. RefSeq names its product FEV transcription factor, ETS family member (gene FEV). Gene Ontology annotation, cellular component: nucleus. NCBI's taxonomy places the organism in Eukaryota, Metazoa, Chordata, Lepidosauria, Squamata, Agamidae. The record is from RefSeq and is a predicted model, not a curated record. Gene Ontology annotation, biological process: regulation of transcription by RNA polymerase II; cell differentiation. Gene Ontology annotation, molecular function: DNA-binding transcription factor activity, RNA polymerase II-specific; sequence-specific DNA binding.
AAACUUUAUUAAAGUCCGAUGGGCUGAUAAGCGCCAGCGCCGCGCCUUUAAUUAAAGCGCAGAGGAAAUUGCAGGCGCCCGGGCCCUGCGCCCCGCGCACGUUGCCUGGAGACUGGUGUCCCCCCCCGUCCAACUGCGCCCCCCGCGCGCACCAAUCUUGCGCCCUGCCUCCGCGGGUGGGGAGCGCAAUACAUAAUAAUAACAACCAUCAUCUUCCCCAGCCCAAGGCGAUAAUACCCCCCGCGGGCGCGGGGUGGGCGCAGAGCUGCCAUGAGACGCGGCGCGGCCCGGACCUUGCUGCUCAACAUGUACCUGCCAGACCCGGUUGGGGAAACUUUAUUCAAAGAAGGCAAAAGCCAGGCGUGGGGCUCCCUGGGACCCGGGGUUCAAAAAGGCAGUGGGCAGAUCCAGUUGUGGCAAUUUCUGCUGGAGUUGCUUUCCGACCGGGCCAAUCUGAACUGCAUUGCCUGGGAAGGAACGAAUGGCGAGUUCAAACUCCUGGAUCCUGAUGAGGUGGCACGGCGCUGGGGUGAGCGCAAGAGCAAGCCCAAUAUGAACUAUGACAAGCUCAGCCGGGCACUGCGCUAUUACUAUGACAAGAACAUCAUGACCAAGGUGCACGGGAAACGCUAUGCCUACAAGUUCGACUUCCAGGGCCUGGCCCAGGUCUGCCAGCCAGCAACCCCCGACCACACUCUCUACAAAUUCCAGGCCCCAUUGCCCUUCUCUGGUAUUUCCAAACUCAACCUUAUGGCCUCAGGUGUGACCCCAACUAGCUUCUCCUAUUGGCCAGGUUCUACCCCUACCCUGUAUCCCAGCCAUGGCCUGCAACCUUCUGCACCCUUCAGUACCAUGGCAACCUCCCACAUCAACAAUAUGAACAGCCACUACCACUAGGGCUCUCUUAGCUGCGGAUGGGAUGGGAAAGGGAAAGGGUGGCCUUCAGAUGAAUACAUUUCCUCAUUAAGAGCCAGGAGAUAUUGUGUAUAACAGGAGAAACAUCUUUACUGAGAUGGUCUGGCUUUCUGCAGUGGCAUUGGAUUAUCCCUAAGGUCUCUUCUGUGCCGAGAUCCUUUAGUGUUGGAUACAAAGCCCAUAAUUUCAUAGGGGACAUUUCCCCUAUUUUUUCCAUUAAAAAUCAUUCUCAGUAUAACUGGUAUGAUCUUGGAACUGUCUUGUACUUUCUGCCCCUUGGAACUCUUGCCAUGCAUAACAGCUAAGAUCAGGAUGGCCUCAACUAAACAAGACACAAACACCCAUAUAUCUUGAGGGGUUAAUCAUGGAGGUGGGCUAUACUGCAUAGGGUGCCUGUCUGUCCAUCUCAUAGACUAUAUGAAUAGCAUCUUGGUCAGCGCCAUUCUUUUCCUUGGGACCAGCUUGCUUCUUUAGUGGUCACGUACCUGCAGCAUUUUGUUGCUGAGUUUUCCCUUGAUUUGGUACAGGGGUAAUCCCCUCCUCUUGGGAAUCAUAAAAUGAAGAGGACCACGUAGCUACAUAGCCAACCACAUUUAGCUCUUUGAUGGUGACAGCUGAGGGUAAGUGAGGGCAACUGAAAUGAACAACUCAAUGUUUUCAUUAAGGGGGGGAUUAAAAACACCAAUAUCCGACCACAACGUCAUUUUUAUUUUUACUGCUGCUGAACACGGGAACAAAGAUCUACUAGUAAAGUAGCAGAAUACUGCUCUACAGACAGUUCAUUAAUUUAUAGGCUGGAGAGAAGUGGUGGUGGUGGGAGGAUAUUGCCGCAGAGAAUCUUUUCUCUCCUUACUCUGAGCCUAGUGGGAAGGGCAGGGAGGGAAAAAAAUC